Molecule: messenger RNA, 2629 nt
Organism: Mytilus californianus (California mussel)
Lineage: Eukaryota; Metazoa; Mollusca; Bivalvia; Mytilida; Mytilidae
Product: translin-associated protein X-like
Exons: 4
Coding region: 66-986 (306 amino acids)
Cellular component (GO): nucleus; cytoplasm
Molecular function (GO): sequence-specific DNA binding; RNA binding; RNA endonuclease activity
Source: RefSeq, a predicted model, not a curated record
CAGAGGGCAGUACAGUGUGAACCGGAAAGAACAAUAGGAAAUUAACCAAAUUGAAAAAAAAAGAAAUGCCAGCACAAAGAAAAAGAAAAGCAGAAGCUACAACACCAGUUGAUGAAAACUGUCCAACAGUAGCUAUGUUUAGACAAUAUCAGUUAGAACUGGACACCAAACAUGAUAAACAUGAAAGAUUGGUUAAACUAAGCAGAGAUGUCACAAUAGAAAGUAAACGAACCAUUUUCUUGCUACAAAGACUUACUGGGUCCUCACCAGACAUCAAAAUACUAGAAGAAGCUUGGGAGAAAUUAAAGGCAAUAGAGAACAUAAAACUUUUGUCAAUAGCAAAGGAGCUAGACCAAGAAGAUCCAUACAAGUUUCUGAGAGCUUAUUCACCAGGAUUACAAGAAUACAUUGAAGCAGUUUCAUUCUAUCAUUAUCUAAAGAACAAAAAACUAGUUACUUUAGAAGAAGUACAAAAAGACCUCACUUUCAUUACUACUUGUUCAUCUGUGGAUGGAAUAGAUAAUGGACUUUCACAACUCACUACACAAAAAAUUGAAAAGACUGAAACUCUGGACACACAGUGUAAAGUUAUUUGUAGUGAAUCUGAAAUGGAUACAGAAUCAAGAGAAGUACAAGUACAUGUACCACCAACAGAGUAUAUAUUAGGGCUAGCUGAUUUGACAGGAGAGUUAAUGAGACUUGCUGUGGGAAGUGUAGGGAAGGGGGAUUUAGAUACACCUUUUCAAGUUCGUGACUUUUUACAAUUGAUGCAGUCUGGCUUUGUGUCAUUUGGAAACUGUGGACGUGAAAUUGGAAGGAAACUGCACACAUUAAGACAGAGUCUUCAGAAAGUAGAAACAGCAUGCUAUACAUUACAAGUACGAGGAUCAGAAAUACCAAAACAUAUGUUAGUAGAUGUACUUAGUUCAGGAACAUCAGAUUAUGGCUCAAAUUUUGACAAUGAUAUGGCAGCUAAUGAUGAUUAAACACAUUUUUAGCUCACCUGGCCAAAGGGGCAAGUGAGCUUUUCUCAUCACUUGGUGUCCGUCGUCCAUCGUCGUCCGUCGUCGUCAUUGUUAACUUUUUACAUUUUGAACUUCUUCUAAAGAACCACUGAAUGGAAUGAAACCAAACAUGGCAUGAAUGUUCCUUUUGAAGUGCUGACCAAGUGUUGUUACUUUGUAGCUGAUCAAUCAUUCAAGAUGGCCGCCAGCGGGGGACUUCAUUUAACAUAGGACCCGAUGGAUAAUACAUACAAAUGUCUUCUUUUAGAGAACCACUGAAUGGAAUGAAACCAAACAUGGCAUGAAUGUUCCUUAUGAGGUGCUGACUAAGUGUUGUUACUUUAAAGCCGAUCCAUCAUCCAAGACGGCUGCCAGCAGGGGAUUUCGUUUAAUAUAGGACCCUAUGGACAAUACAUACAAAUGUCUUCUUUUAGAGAACAACUGAAUGGAAUGAAACCAAACAUGGCAUGAAUGUACCUUAUGAGGUGCUGACCAAGUGUUGUUACUUUGAAGCCGAUCUAUCAUCCAAGAUGGCCGCCAGAGGGGGACUUAGUUUAACAUAGGACCCUACAGGAAAUACAUACAAAUGUCUUCUUUUAGAGAACCACUAAAUGGAAUGAAAUAAAACAUGGCAUGGAUGUUUUUUAUGAGGUGCUGACCAAGUGUUGUAACUUUGUAGGCGAUCAAUCAUCCAAGAUGGCCGGCAGAGAGGUACUUAGUUUAACGUAGGACCCUAAGGGAAAUACAUACAAAUGUCUUCUUUUAGAGAACCACUGAAUGGAAUAAAACCAAACAUGGCAUGAAUGUUCCUUAUGAGGUGCUGACCAAGUGUUGUUACUUUGAAGCCGAUCCAUUAUCCAAGAUGGCCACCAGAGAGGGACUUAGUUUAACAUAGGACCCUAUGGGAAAUACAUACAAAUGUUUUCUCUUAGAGAACCGCAGAAUGGAAUGAAAUAAAACAUAGCAUGAAUGUUCCUUAUGAGGUGCUGACCAAGUGUUGUAACUUUGUAGGCGAUCAAUCAUCCAAGAUGGCCGCCAGCGGGGACUUAGUUUAACAUAGGACCCUAUGGCAAAUACAUACAAAUGUUUUCUUUUAGAGAACCACUGAAUAAAAUGAAAGCAAACAUGGCAUGAAUGUUCCUAAUGAGGUGCUGGCCAAGUGUUGUUACUUUGUAGCAAAUCCAUCAACCAAGAUAGCUGCCAACAGGGGACUUAGUUUAACAAAGGACCCUAUGGGAAAUAUAUACAAAUGUCUUCUUCUAGAAAACCGCUUUAUGGAUUGAAAUCAAACAUGGUAUGAAUGUUUCUUUUGAGGUGCUGACCAAGUGUUGUUAUUUUGUAGCUGAUAUGUCAUUGUCCUUAUAAAGUCAUUUUUACAAUUCCAAUGAAUUUAUUGGUAAUUUCUGUAAACUUUACAAAAGUCUUCUGCUUUUGAUUAAAUUACAGGGCCAAUAUUAAACCAAAUUUAGCUUCAAUCAUUAUUAGGGUAUCUGUUAUGAUUUUAAUCUAUUUUUACAUGAUUUCCAAAACCAAUGUAGAAUCAGGUGAGCAACACAGGCUCUUGGGAGCCUCUAGUUUUUUUACAUGUGACUCAGUAAAACAUUAAAAUAAAUCAUUAAAAUACA